Messenger RNA from Symbiodinium sp. CCMP2592, 1254 nucleotides. Lineage: Eukaryota; Dinophyceae; Suessiales; Symbiodiniaceae. The record is from the annotation of a GenBank genome assembly.
GAGAUUGUGGCGAGCCUCGGUGCAGAAGAGCGCGCCGCCCUGGCAACAGAGUUUGGAAGUUCCGUGGGUGCCUUGAAAGAGCUGCUACAGCUGCGUCUCGGGACACCUCGUUUCCGCAUUCGGCUGCUUUGCAAGGGCUGCCUGUUGGAAAAUGACGAGUGUAUGUUUGCGUGGGACUUUCCGAAAGACGUGCAAGUCGUCUUCGUACCUAUGCGAGCUGCGACAGAGGAGGAGCGAGGACAAAUGUUCCACGCCAUCCGCACAUCCUCCUCGAAUCAGGUGGAGGCACUCCUUCAUGCGCCCCUCGAUCCGGACAGCGUGUCCAACCAGCUGGGGCAGACGGCUCUCAUCCAUGCAGCCCCGGCCAGCAGCGCCGCCUGCGUCCGACCUCUGCUGGAAGCCCGGGCUGGCCUCGACAAGACUGACAGGCUUGGCGGCUCGGCGGUGCUCUAUGCGGCCGACCGAGCCCAUGUGGAAGUCCUUCAGCUCCUCUUAGAGGCCCGUGCGGACGCGAACAACGGCGAGACGCACAGGAAGAACCGCCCACCGCUUCUUCAUGCCUCGGGGAGCGGUAAAGCGGAGGUGGUUCAAAUGCUGCUACAAGCCGGUGCCGAUCGAACCAAGGUCAAUCGCCGUGGUCAAUCUGCCCUUUGGUGCGCGGCUGCAGGUGGCCAUCUCAACACACUUCAGCUUCUGCUGGACGCACGGUCUGAAGUAGAUCAGGCCGACGUUGACGGCACCACUCCACUAACAGCUGCCGUCAGUGGCGGCCAUGCGCAAGUUGUGUCGGCGCUGCUGAUCGCUGGCGCCCGGUUCGAGUCGUCAUUACUGGUGACGCCGUGCCACCAGGGAUUCGCGGAGGUGGCCGCUGAACUUCUCGCGGCCCGAUGUGCCACGGACUGCCUUAACGAGAACGGCCAUUCUCCCAUGACUGCGGCUUGCCUCUCCGGGAAGCCAGAGGUCCUCAAGGUGCUGCUUGCAGCUGGGGCCUCCAGGGACGACUUCGACCGCUGGGGUAACUCGCCUUUGUCUACCGCAUGCAAGGCGGGUCACGUCGAGGUCGUUCGAUACUUGCUGGAGUCCAAUGUAGACCCAGACCUCCUCGACCGCUCUGGCGUUGCCCCGUAUCGGAAGAUCUCUAACUUGUGGAGGAAGACCGAGGGACACCUCAUUAUCCAACGCCUACUCCGCGAUGCAGGGGCCAUCACGUCUAAGAGGCAGCGAAGCUGCCUGGCACGCGCCAACACAUCGCCG